Molecule: messenger RNA, 2137 nt
Organism: Malania oleifera
Lineage: Eukaryota; Viridiplantae; Streptophyta; Magnoliopsida; Santalales; Ximeniaceae
Exons: 4
Coding region: 507-1766 (419 amino acids)
Source: RefSeq, a predicted model, not a curated record
GAACGGAAAAACGGCGUCAUGCCGGUUGCCCUUAGGAUGCGGUCUCCUUCUGUUUGCGAACACCUCGAACCCAAUAUUUCCUCCCUGUCUUAAAGACAACGCGAGUAUCGUCAACAAAAAAACAAGAUUGAUUGAUUUGGGUUCUUCUUGUUACCUUUGUAUUUAUCCAUUCUUCAUGGACGCUCUCCUCUGGACCCCUCUGUAAUUAAUGACCGUUGUUAGACCUUAGAAAUAAUCUUCAAAUCCCCAGCUUUUGCUUUUUGUUUUUUUUUUUUUGUUUUCUCAAGGGUGUAGUUGAAUUGGAUUGGUUUGAAUCCACAGUCUUGUUUGUGGGCUCUAGUUCUUUUGGGUGUUCUUGCAGCAGGCAUUGCUUGAUUUCUAAUUUUCAUUUGGUUGAGUGUGAAUUUGGGUUUCUUCAAGAUGACGGGGGAGUUGAUGAUUGAAAACACAUUGAUUUUUGUUUUUCAUCUGAGGGUUGUUUUUGACAGUGAUUGAUUUAUGUCACGAUGGCUUUCUUCCCAACUGGGUCUUGCUCCGAUGAUCAACUCGGAUCUUUCUGCAUUAUUCCUGUUAGAUGUGCAACUGUGGCACCCAAAAGUAGUGAAUAUGUGGGGAUGUCUGGAACUGAGAUUGCAGCUCUAAAAGAAGCACUUCGUGCGCAACAACAGCUUCUGCAUAAACUAUACUUCGAACUCGAUGAGGAAAGAGAGGCCUCGGCUACUGCAACCAGUGAAGCUCUAUCCAUGAUCUUACGUCUACAAGAAGAAAAAGCUGCAGUGAAGAUGGAAGCAGAUCAAUAUAAGAGAAUGGCAGAGGAAAAGAUGUUCUAUGCUGAGGAAUGUCUAGCAGCUUUUGAAGAUCUAAUGUAUCAGAAGGAAUUGGAAACUGCAUCUCUUGAGUUUCAAAUCCAAGCUUAUAGGUACAAACUCUUAAGCAUGGGUUGUAGCGAUUUGGUUGCUGGUGAAAAAAUGUUCUCAGAGAACCUUUUGUUGCAAAGAAACGAUGCUCUUGUUGGGGAUGACUUUAGAAGGAAUAAUUCUUUGCCUAUGGCGCAACUCCAAGAUCUUCACUGCAAUUCCAUUGAAAGAGAAAGCUCUGCAGCUCCAGUGGGGGAUUCACUUUCAAUGACAGUGGAGGAAAACCUGGGUAGGGAAUUCAAUGCUCAAGGCUUUGAUGUGGGAAUGAAAUUAGAGAACUUUGCAGUUGGUCCUUCUAAUUCGUACUGGGAACAGAUCAAGAAGUUAGAUGGCACAGUGAAAGAUAUAUUAGAGAGAAAAGAUUCUAAAAAUGGAGACAAGUCUGUGAAUUUCAAGGGAGGGUUGUGGUCUGGUUCAUUACAUUCUCAAGUGCCAGAUCAAGUUAAGCAUCCUCGAAAUUAUCUGGAAAGUCAGGCAUUUGGAAAUGCCACUUGUUCCUUGAGUGUGAUUGAUUUUCUUGAAGUUGCUCAAGUUCAUCAGAAUCACAGGCAAAUGCAGAAGAAAGAACAGAGUGAACUGGGUGCAGAAGAUCAGGAGUCCAAAUUUUAUAAACCAAGUGAUGGGGUUGCUGUUGACUUCCGUUUUGCUCUUGUUCGCCCUGCAAUUGGUGUUGCUGAAUUUCAACCAGAUUUUCUACAGCUCGGUAAGAGAAUGAAGCAAUUUGAGGAUGAUAGAAAAGCUACGAGGCCAGGAGCUAGGCAUGGAUGGGAAGAAGGGAAAUUGUUAAAGGAAAAACAUGAGUUACCCUUACUAUCUGUCAUGGAGGCAAUGUUACACUUUUGGCUCUAAUCCAGCUAUCAAAUUGGAACUGCAUCAGACAACAGCAUCGUUGGUUGAACUUCCAUCCAUCCUUGGUUGUAGAUAUAAAUGUUGCUGCUAUUUUCAAUCCUCUGAGCUACGUGCAUCAUACAAAGAUUGUGCAGUGUGUGUGUCUGGUUGUUUUGGAGGAAUUGUGAUGUUUGAAACAUAUUUCAGUCUUGGUUUGAAUAUUUUUAACUUAAUAGUAUACUGUGUAUAAAUUGCAUUCUGUAAAUAAAACACUGCAUCGAAGUGUGCUUCAUAGGGUUUGUAUUAUAAAUAUUUUCAUAUAGUUCUCUCUUAUGAAAUUAAGAAUAUUGUAACAAUUAAUGUAGAGAAGUGCUUUUUUCUUCUUUGGAAAC